GGAAGGGCCACGCCCGGCCCGUCGCCGGCUUCGGGAGGCGCCCGCGGGGACCUCAGGCUGUCGGUGCCCGCGCUCUGCCGCCGCAGCCGCCGUGAAGACGCGGCCCUGAGGGAGGCCCCCGGAGCCCCUGUGCCGAGAGCCGCGACGCUGGCGCGGAGCAGACAGGCAGCCCGCGGGCAGCCCGCGUUCGAGGACCUCGGCGGCGGCGCGGCGGCGCGCGGGAAUCGCCGCGUUUUAAAGUCGGGCUGCGACUCUGCCGCCGCGCUCCGCUCCGGAGAUGAGGCUGCACUGCGAGGCGGAGGUGGUCAGUCGGCACUUGCCGGCCUUGGGGUUGAGGAACCGGGGCAAGGGCGUCCGCGCGCUGUUGAGCCUCUGCCAGCAGGCGCCCCGAAGCCCCCCGCGGCCUCCGGCCGGGCGAGCGGGAGCCCCGCGGCCCGCCUGCCUGCUCGUCGCCACCCUGAAGGACAAGCGCGGGACCCGCUACGAGCAGCUAAAGGGGAACAUUGAGCAAUUCUUCACCAAAUUUGUGGAUGAGGGGAAAGCCACUGUUCGAUUAAAGGAACCUGCUGUGGAUAUCUGCCUAAGUAAGGCCAAUUCCAGCAGUUUAAAGAGUUUCCUUUCAGCUCUGAGACUGGCUCAUAGAGGCUGUGAUGUUGAGACACAAUUUUCACCCCUCACACCAGUGAAGACUUCAGAAUUUGAAAAUUUUAAAACUAAAAUGGUCAUCACAUCCAAAAAGCACUAUCCUCUAAGCAAAAACUUCCCAUAUUAUCUGGAACAUCUUCAGACUUCUUAUUGUGGGCUUGUCCGAGUUGAUAUGCGUAUGCUUUGCUUAAAAAACCUUAAGAAAUUAGACUUGAGUCACAAUCAUAUAAAAAAGCUUCCAGCUACAGUUGGAGACCUCAUUCACCUUCAAGAACUUAACCUGAAUGACAAUCACUUGGAGUCAUUUAGUGUGGCAUUGUGUCAAUCUACACUCCAGAAAUCACUUCGGAGUUUGGAUCUGAGCAAGAACAAAAUUAAGGCACUACCUGUGCAGUUUUGCCAGCUCCGAGAACUUACAGAUUUAAAACUUGAUGAUAAUGAAUUGAUUCAAUUUCCUAUGAAGAUAGGACAAUUGAUAAACCUGCGAUUUUUGUCGGCAGCUCGAAAUAAGCUUCCGUUUUUGCCUAGUGAAUUUAAAAAUUUGUCCCUUGAGUACUUGGAUCUUUUUGGAAAUACUUUUGAACAGCCAAAAGCUCUUCCAGUUAUAAUGCUGCAAACACCAUUAACUUUAUUGGAAUCUUCUGCACGAACCAUAUUACAUAAUAGGAUUCCAUAUGGCUCUCAUAUUAUUCCUUUCCAUCUUUGCCAAGAUUUGGAUACUGCAAAAACCUGUGUCUGUGGAGGAUUCUGUCUGAACAGUUUUAUUCAGGGGAUGACUACCAUGAAUCUACACUCUGUUGCUCACACUGUGGUCUUAGUAGAUAAUAUGGGUGGCACUGAAGCACCAAUUAUUUCUUAUUUCUGUUCUCUGUCAUGUUAUGCAAAUUCCUGUGAAAUGCUAAAGUAAUAGAUGAUACCACAAAAAGAAAUUAAAGAUCGGUUUGGGAUUCAUUUUUGGUUUAGCAAUGUCAAAUUGGAAAAAGGGAAGCUUUUUUUGCAUACAUAUUUGAGGGGGAGAAUGUGUUUUACUCUGAUAACAUUUUUAAUAAUUUGACUGAAAAACCUUGAUUUUAUUAAAAUCUGAUUUUUUAUUAUGGGGUUAACUUUUGUGUUUAUUGCACUUGUGUUGAUUUUAGCCUAGUGUGUCCAGAAUUAUGUAUGGGAUUAUCUUUUAAUGUUAAGCAGAUAGUAAUCCCAUUCACUCUGGUCAUAGAGUUUUCUUACCUGCUUUCUUCUUUCAUGAAAGAAAUAAAAAGAAAUUGAGUUUUUGUAUGCAGAAAA
Molecule: messenger RNA, 1926 nt
Organism: Pipistrellus kuhlii (Kuhl's pipistrelle)
Lineage: Eukaryota; Metazoa; Chordata; Mammalia; Chiroptera; Vespertilionidae
Gene: LRR1
Product: leucine rich repeat protein 1
Exons: 4
Coding region: 278-1552 (424 amino acids)
Molecular function (GO): protein binding
Source: RefSeq, a predicted model, not a curated record